CUACCCUUCUCGUUGGAAGUGACCCGCUAGCAUUGCUACUGCUGAUUGGCUGCGUCUGGAAGGCGCUGCUGAAUUAACCAAGCUGCUGUGGUGGAAGUGGAUGAGAGUUUAUAACAGGGAGGAUCUGACAAGGCCACCGGGAUGGCAGAGAAUAGGCGGCAGUUCUGGAAGAGAAGUUCCAAACUACCGGGCAGUAUCCAACCUGUAUAUGGAGCCCAGCAGCCACCACUGGAGAAGAGUUUCUCAUCCAGUCACCCACGAAUACACUUAAGUCAUCCGAAAAAUAGAAAAGCCUCCAGUUUCCAUGAGUUUGCAAGAAGCACAAGUGACGCAUGGGAUAUCGAUGAUGAUGAGAGUGAAGACAUUUUACAUUCGGUAUCCUACCAGGCCCUCAGCCCGAAGAUUAUUGAUACAGAGGUAGAAAUCACACCUAACUUUAAAAGGCCUGAAGAAAAUUCCAGCCAGACCAUUGUGACAUCUGCCAGUGAAGACCAGCUACACCGGGUCACUACAGAUGCCUCUAUGCAGAGGAAGCCAUUCCAAAAACUGCAGUCCCAUCCCUUCCGCCCUAUCAUUCCACUGGUUGCCAGGAUAUCGGAUCAGAACGCUUCUGGGGCUCCUUCUGUGACACUCCGUGAGAAAACACGCCUUGAAAAAUUCAGACAGCUGCUUUCCUGUUCAAACACAGACCUCGAUGAGCUAAGAAAAUGUAGCUGGCCUGGGAUCCCACGAGAUGUACGACCCAUCACAUGGAGACUUCUAUCGGGUUAUCUUCCUGCUAAUACAGAAAGGCGCCAAAUGACACUUGAGAGGAAACGUGCAGAAUAUUUUGGUUUUAUUGAACAGUAUUAUGAUUCUCGAAAUGAAGAGCAUCAUCAGGAUACAUACCGACAGAUUCAUAUUGACAUACCAAGGACAAAUCCUCUAAUACCAUUGUUUCAGCAACCAUUAGUUCAAGAAAUCUUUGAGAGAAUCUUGUUUAUCUGGGCCAUCCGGCACCCUGCAAGUGGAUAUGUCCAGGGAAUAAACGAUCUCGUCACCCCAUUCUUUGUGGUAUUUUUGUCUGAGCACGUUGAAGAUGAUGUUGAAAACUUUGAUGUCAGUACGCUGUUGCCAGAAACAUUGAAGAACAUUGAAGCAGAUAGUUUCUGGUCAAUGAGUAAACUGCUAGAUGGCAUUCAGGAUAACUACACAUUUGCUCAACCUGGAAUUCAGAAAAAUGUGAAGGCCCUUGAAGAACUUGUGAGCCGAAUUGACGGUAAGGUACAUAGUCAUCUUCGAAAAUAUGAAGUUGAAUAUCUCCAAUUUGCCUUUCGAUGGAUGAAUAAUCUGCUAAUGAGGGAACUUCCUUUAAGAUGUACUAUACGAUUGUGGGAUACUUACCAGGCAGAACCUGAAGGCUUUUCACAUUUCCACCUUUAUGUUUGUGCCGCUUUUCUAAUUAAAUGGCGCAAAGAAAUUUUAGAUGAAGUAGAUUUUCAGGGAUUACUUAUGCUGCUCCAGAACCUGCCUACAAUUCACUGGGGCAAUGAGGAAAUCGGCCUCCUCUUGGCAGAAGCAUACAGACUGAAAUACAUGUUUGCAGAUGCUCCCAACCACUAUCGGCGAUGAAACGUAUUGUGCUCCACGGCUGGACACUCCAGAAAUCCUGCUACCAGGAAGAAGCGUGUACAUUUUGCACCAGUGCCUCCUGCAUUACUUUUCACUCACUCAUUUGGACUUCUUUUAAGCAUUUGUGUGUGAGUGCGUAAAUAUCUAUUUAAUGAAAAGACUAAUGACUGGACCUGUGAUCAACCCUGUACAGAUUAUUUGUAUAUUAGCAGACUUUCAUAUGUAUAUGGAUAGAAAUGUAUAUAAUUUAAAUUUAUUUGUAAAAUGUGAUUCUUUAUCUCAUUCAAGUAUAUAUGCUUUGUCUUUGUUGAAACCUGUGGCUCCUGUGUAAAAUGUGCAAAAUUUUAAGGUUAUUAACAAAAUAAUAGUUCAAAGACACUCCUGCAAAAAGCAAACAUUUUAAAGCUUUGAAUGUUAUGUCAGAUGCCACCAAACACAUGUACCGGGAUUCCUCUGUUUCUCUGAUGCAUCCCCUAGAUACUGUUUAUUUAGUCCCUAGAAUGUGCAUAAGAAGUGUAUGACCAUCACUCAGGGACAGCCAGGAAGAAAUAGGGGUAAAUGGGAAUAUUUCAAUAUUCUUCACUGGAGCAGCACAUAUCACUGUGCAUGGUACUGACCAGGGAGCUUAGCCUUCAGUUUCAGCAACAUGGCAGAGGAUAUGAAUAAAAAAAAAUAAAAAAAAUCUAAUUCUGUUUUUAUGUACUGUUAGAGGCGCAAACUUGUACUGUGAUUUAU
Bufo bufo (common toad) is the source of this 2346-nucleotide messenger RNA. RefSeq names its product TBC1 domain family member 22B (gene TBC1D22B). Lineage: Eukaryota; Metazoa; Chordata; Amphibia; Anura; Bufonidae. The transcript has 13 exons. The record is from RefSeq and is a predicted model, not a curated record. Gene Ontology annotation, molecular function: GTPase activator activity. Gene Ontology annotation, biological process: activation of GTPase activity. The coding region runs from base 142 to 1611 and encodes 489 amino acids.